This is a messenger RNA of Schistocerca gregaria, 5636 nucleotides long. RefSeq names its product mucin-5AC-like. The coding region runs from base 249 to 2663 and encodes 804 amino acids. The transcript has 8 exons. Lineage: Eukaryota; Metazoa; Arthropoda; Insecta; Orthoptera; Acrididae. The record is from RefSeq and is a predicted model, not a curated record.
UUAUCUCUGACCGACGCUAGCGCCUCUAGUGGCCGGUGCGCUGACUACGCCACGCCGAUCGCGAACGCGAGUCUAGUUCAAAUGUGGCGCGGACAGUUCUGAAACUGUUGCUGGCAGUAGCGGAGUGCGAAUUGUGAACACACCGAAUUAAACGCACGCGAGUGGUUCUAAAAACGAGUUUAAGCCCGGUAGUGUUUCAACAGUCAAAGGAGAUAAGAGGCUUUGGCUGCGCACGCACAUUGUAGGUGAUGGCGCGCCAGCAGUGUUGGCUGAUCUUGGCAGCCUGCGCCCUCUCAGCUGUUGUUACCUGGGGAUCGGCGAGAACCGCAAACGAUGACGGAAUCUGCAUCAGGGUGACGCAUUACGUUGCUGGUGAAGGCAAGAGGGCUAUUGAUGGAGCUACACUCACGUACUGUGCGAGCGAGAGGGACUGUCGCAAAACAGCAGACCAGGUCUGCUGUAACGGCUGGAGGCGGGACCCCGAUUCGAAGAAGUUACGGUGCAUCAAGAUCGUCCGUAAUGACUCUGCAGUGAAUAUUUAUACUGACCUGGGCAGUGCUGAAGAUUCCAGACCUGUUGGCAGGUUUGAGAAUGCAUUGAAGAAAGAAGCUGGUGUCCAGAAGAGCGUGAGACGCCCUCGUGGAUCACCAUCCUCGCCAGAGAACACUUCUCCUGGGAGUCCUCUUGUAAAUAUUGGCCAUAGUGAAGCAAAUGUAGCCUCGAAUGAGAGUGUUAAGGUGUCAGGCACAGCUGAUGAUCACUCUGUACGGGAUCGACAACAGGCCUCGCAAAAUGCCUCUCUGGAAGUGGCAGGCAAAGGAAAUGGGAAGACCGGGACUGGGACACUCAAAAGCAACCCGACCAACUCUCCAGCGAUUCCGGCUGUAGCUGGCAGUGGUACCGGCCACACGUUGACAAAUGCGAAACAGCCAGUAGAGCCUCCGGGAAGUAGUGCCAAUAACACUCAGUCGGAGCCAAAUGCUGCGAGCAGUGCUCAACUACCUGUCACUACCACCAGGAAUACCCCACAUUCCAGUACAGAAAAACAAUCUCCACCCUCCGAAAGCCAUACAGAUGUGACUGGUACUAACCAGAAAUCCUCGCAGAAUCUGCCAGCGUCUCCACAUGAACAGUCGAACACCAUUUCUAGCCAGGUUGAAGAGCCACAUAGCAUUCCACCAGUGGUUGUUCACGCUGAACCCAAAAACGACAGUAGCAGUCCCAGCGCUAUCGGCCACUCUGAGGUGGACUCACAUACACCUGCCAUGAAGGAACAUAGUGACCAGCAUGGGGACACCAACCAAACGAGAGGCCCAGCCCCAGCAGGACCAGUGAGAAGUCCUGUCGCCACAGCGUCCACUGCUGCCAGCGGCGUGACCACCAGCAUGACCUCACAGCCACCAGUUCCCAUCACAGACCUGACAAUGGCCACCAGUACCUACAAAGCACAGCCCCAGGGGGGGCAGACUGUCACCAGUCUGAGUCCAUCUAUCAGUCACAGUGCUGACCCAGUAACGACUGCCUCAUCAGUGUCCACUACCCCCAGCGAAGUCAGAGGGUCUGCAAGCCCAUCGGGGCAAAGUAAUAACCAUCCAACUGCCAGUGGUUCUUUAGUCCAUGUACCUACGCAUUCUGAUCAAGACGUCAGUUCCACGAACCAAAGUGCGCAAGAUACAGGAGGCCCCCUGACACUCACAAGCGAAGAUCUGGCCCACGGGCGACAUGAGGACACCAUACCAUCGCCAGGCACCUUUCAGUCCACCUCUGCACCACCCACUCCCAUCACCACCAUCCAUUCCAGUGCAUCCACCACCACCGCAACCAGCACUAAUGUAUCAGCAUCUGCAGCAGUCAGCACCAACACAACUGCUGCUGCUGCAUCACAGCCACAAGGCUCCAAUGGCACACACGUAGUAGAAAAGGGAACAAUUGACAACAUCGUCCAUGGGGGAGCUUCAGCUCCACUUGCAAUCACUACAACUGCAUCGAAUCAGGCCAUCACCCAUGCGGGCACCACUCCUGCAAGUGCUGGCGACAGAACCAGUGUUCCAGUUUUACAGCAUCCAAACGUGAAUACAGGUAACAUCAACGAAUACAAAGUUACAGUAGAAACCAAGAGCGGCAACGGAAGUAAAACCCAAGGGGCCUCGACUGGAGAUUCUCCUGCGACUGCCGGUCAACAGGGAGGCACCAGCGCUGCCAACACUACGGAGAAGAACGGCAACGGCAACAGUGUUGCCAACUGCUCACUCGCUGAUCCCCUGAAGAACUGCAAUAACACUAACGAUACCGUCCCCACUGUUACGCCGCAGUCGCCGACGGCGCCACCAGUCGCAAAACCGCUGGGCGACAAGGCUCGCGCCGGCACCGCACUGCCAUCUGGCCGCAGCGCGUCGAAAACGGCGAGCGAGGUGACUAUCAGCCUGCUUCUCGUGGCAGCCGUCGCCUUCGUGGUGGCGCUGCUGUACUGGCGCUCACGGCGGCGGAGGCGGCGAUAUAUAAACUGCGGCACUCGCGAGCCAAAUCUCCACUUCUCAAACCCAGUGUACGACCUGGAGACAAUGAUGGAACAAACGUCUCUGGUGAAGCUGCAGAAUGCUGCAGACGUCGAAGAUGGCGAGCUCGAAGACUCUGACCGUGAUGCGACUUUCCAGAGGAAGUGAGCUUGUGCCAACAGGACCGUGACAUGGAUUGCUAAUACAUGGAACAGGAUAGCAUGUGGACCCAUCAGGCAUCAGAAAUCUGUGGGGACCCCACAGUCAGUGCUGUAAUGAAACUUUCUGUCGUGUGUGUUGCUGGUUUUCCUCACAGUCUACGAGCUGUGUGUCAGUGCAUUGUGAUGUCCGAGUAUUGAGCAUUUAGAUAACUAGAGUGUCAGAAAUGGAGCUGAAAUAUGGCGCAAUUCGCUACAUCCUAAGUUUUUGUGCAACAGACUGCCUGAUGUCAGUGUGUCGAUGUUACUUUGUGAAGAUUCAAAUUUUUUGUGUUUAAAAUUGGAGGGUGGGCUCCUUAAAGGGGGCAUAUUUUGCACUUUCACAGGAAACUACAUGUGUGAUUUAUUAAGAAACUGGAUUUAUUACCAGAUGUUCUACAAUAUUUUUCUUGUGUAUGCUGAAAUAAUUUUCAGUUUAGUAAUAUGUUGAUAGUUUUGUGUAACAUUUGGGUGAUACCAAAUGUGAAAUUUUUCACCAUGACAUUUAAGACCAGUUCAUUUCCUACAGCUGCAGAAAGAUUUUUCUUUUUCUCUAUCUCCGUUCUAAAUCUCUUUUAUAGAUUUAUUACUGUACACGUUUCUUUUGUAACAAACGAUCCUCAUACAUUGCUGAUGUAAUUUCUGAAUUCUGUCAUUUCUUGUGACACAGUAUUCCAACAUCCUUGUAAAAAUUGCACUACAUUGUGAUGAAUUUUAAGUCCAUUGACAUUCAUUACUAACUAUAACUGUUUCUUAAUGAUAGUUUUAUUUUGACAGUAAACAUGGUGUGCUAUUUAUGGUUGUCCUUAAUGUGCUUCUUUACAUGAUUUUUUUCCAUUAUUAAUCAUAAUUUUCAGCUUGAGAUUGAUUGCUGGGACUCCAGUUGUGUGUAAGGCAUUGCCUACAAAGGACCACCUUCUUAUCUUUGUGUUACGUAUCCAACCACAAUUUGAUGGUUCCUAAGUUUAUGUUCAAAAUGAUCUAUUUAUUUGAAACUUCCAUCAUUUUACUUAUCCAUUUUGAAAUUCCAUCAUUUUUCUUAUCCAUACAGUAGGAGAAAUAUAUUUUGUUCUUUAUUCCUUCAGUGUACCUAUAGUCCAUCAUUAUCUUUACACGAGCAUUUCUUCUUUUGUUUUGUGGACACCCUUGUCUUCAUUUAACAGUACUUGUUGCUGUCCAGUGUACCUUGUUCUGCUACUGUCUCACCUUUGAAUCUUCCAUCACUUUCAGUGAAUCUCGUUACCAGCAACCACUUCUGUACAUUAUCCUUGUUUGCCUGUAGUUUCCAACUUAUGUCUCCAGGAAUGUUGUCAGGGUUCUCCUGUUAAGACAGAUUGCAUGGCAGAAGUUAGUCAGUCUCUUAUUCCCAAAUGGUGUCCAUCAUUUCCCAGUACCCAUCAUUUCCCCACCUUCUUAUGCACUGUGACAUUCUUCCGUAACAAUCAUCAUACUUUCUGUCCUAAGACUUUUUGACAGUUUCUCAUUAAAGCUUAUAAAAUUGUCCCAUAUGUAGCCCAUGCUCAGCAUUUUUCGACAUACACAGGACCUCUGGUCUUGCAGUGGCCUGAUAUGGUUGUGACUUGGCUCCCCGUUAUUGUGGUUUCAUAUUGUACACAUCAUGGCCUAUUUCAUUAUAUAUACUCUUUCAGUUUUUUCUUGUGUUUGACCUCUCCCGUUGGUAUUUCAGUAUUUUGACAUGUUACAUAUCCCCCUGAAUUGUUUUUUAUCUUGGUCACAUAUUUUCUUUUUAGUCCAAAAUUUUGAAUUCCAUUUUAUAAAUGUUUUGGCACAGUUUUCCAUCUUUCUUUCCACCUGUGGUGGGAAGAUUAGGAGGCCAUUCACAAAAUGUAGAUAAUUCUAUACCUAGUAUUAUUUUAGGACAUCUGAAAAUUAAUCAGUGCAUGCUUUUGCAGCAGAGAAUGGAACAUAGACAUAACAUGGUCUGAAAUUAUUGUUAAUAAAUGUUGAAUCGACUGGUCAUCUCACAGCCUCCAAAACUGAUCUUUGACAGAAUCGGACAAUUGCAGGGACCUACCAUAUUCUGAAGAGUUGUGCAAGACUGAGACAAACAAGGGUAUUAUCCUGAAAAAACACAGUCAGCAUACUCCUGUAAGGUUUUUAGUCACACUGUUCUAUUGCUUGCAGUCACACAAUGAUAGGUGUUUCCAGUGUGACCAUGAGAAAUUGAGACUGAUCAAAAAUCAGUAUUACUUCACACAUUCUAAAAACAGAAAGCACUGCAAAAUUACAAAACCAGAAAUAACACUGAUUAAAUAUCAGUUUGCAGUUAGUGAUUCUAUGACAAAGCCUUCUCAAUCCAAACUCUUUUAUAUGGUCGUAUAAGGUUUAUACUGUUUAAUAUCCCUUUCCUGUCUCCAUUUGUCUGUCAUAUCUCUUGGUAUUGUAGCGUUUCUGCAUUUAACUUAAAGCUUGAGAAGACACUACAAUUUAAUGAAUGUCUUAAUUUACUGACCUUUUCUGAGAAUUUGCCACUCUUUGCAUUACACGCUGAGAAAACAUGAAAUCUGUGUGGCCUUUGAAGUCUGAUUCACUUGUAGUAACCUAUUACUUAACAUAAAAUACAAUACAUAUUAGUAAAUGACAUGGCAACAGAAGUAGUUGGCGAUGUCAUAAGGGCUGCAAGAAUCACUCUACAUUGACCGGAUGCUUCUUGUGUAGCAGUCAGACUGCUGCGAUAAAUUAUGUGCCUUCUGUGCUAAUCUAGUUAGCGAUUUUGUGUGGUUUGUGCCAGCUGAAAAUAAGAUUGCUCUCUGUCUUUGCUUGUGUCUGAAGUUGCUAGAUCAUUUUCAUAUAUGGUAGACUGCUGUAUGGCAAUAGCCAUUUGUUGUAAGUUGUCUUGUGUUGUGUUUUUUCUAGUUUUUCAAUGUUAAUGGCACACUUUUUGCUGUAAAAGUGUUUUACAAAUAAAUAUGUUUCAGUACUA